UACAUUCUUCUGGUUCUACUUUGAUGUCAUUUACAGAUUUAAUACUGUAAUAUUUGUAAUCAUUACUGGUACUGCAUUAUGACACAGUAAAAUUGCAUUGAAUAUAAUGAACAGAAUUGUUCUUUGCCUGCAACAAAUAGUUUGAAAAUGCCUCAAAAAAGUAUUUUCUCAUUUUUUGGUGGUGCAAAUAAAAAGCCUCCAGUCCAGAGUUCAAAAAUAUCAUCUCCAAGGAAAACUUCUCCAGAAAAAAGUAAUAAACAUCUUGAUAACGGUGCAGAAGAUUCACCAAUUAAAAUCAAGAAACGGAAAGCCUGCACACUCUUUGAAUCUUCAGAUGAAGAAGAUGAUAAGAUUGAACAGUCUGCUGAGAAAACCGCUGAUCUUGGUGAAAAGCGAUCUAAUAUUGAGAAUGUCCAACCAAAGAUUCUUGAACCUAAAUCACCACAAAAGGAUUCAGAAUCGGAAUCGCAGAAUCCACCAGCUGACGUCACUCGAACCCCGAAAGGGAGCAUUAAAAGAAAAACAGCAAGAAAAUCACUUCCAGACUCUAAGAAACCGAAAAUGCAAUUGACAACAAAAACAGAACAGACAACAGACAAAGUUACUUCUUCAGCCGCUGAUUACAAAACUAUGUCACCAGAAAAGGCGCCCAAAUCACCUGCAAAGGAAAGUGAAGUAAUAAAAGCAGAGGCUGCUGAGGUUUCCAUCAAUAAUAAAGAAGAUGACAAAAAAUCUUUGUCCCCAAGUCACGAUGGGGCAAUGGAUACAACCGAGUCGAAAGAUACUUCUUUUGCAGAAAAUCAGUCUUUGAAGAAAGGGCAAGAUAAUUCAGAUUCUACAGAUAAUGAUGAUAAAUCAAAAAUUCAAAAGGACAUGACAAAGAAAAAGAAGUGUUCUUCUAGUUUCAACACCUUUUUUCAACCUAAAAAGAAAGAAAAUGUAAAAGAGGAACUUCAAUCAACCAAAGUCAAGACAAAACCAAGUAACAACUCUGCUUCAGAAUUCGAUCCGACUGUUUCAAAAUAUCAUCCCGUUGAAAGUGCAUGUUGGAAACAUGGUGAAAAGGUUCCAUAUUUAGCACUUGCAAGAACAUUUGCAGCUAUUGAGGAGACAUCUGGACGGUUGAAAAUGAUCGAAUAUUUGUCAAAUUUUUAUCGAAGUGUAAUCGCCCUAACUCCGGAUGAUUUACUUCCCUGUGUGUAUUUGAGUUUGAACCAACUUGCUCCUGCUUAUGAAGGAAUUGAACUUGGUAUUGGUGAUAGUCUUUUAAUCAAAGCAGUCGCAGAAACUACAGGAAGAUCAACUGAAAAAAUAAAAAGUGAUCAGAAAAAACUUGGCGAUCUUGGUGCAGUUGCAGAGACGAGCAGGACAACACAGAAAAUGAUGUUUGCCCCUCCGCCUCUUCAUGUCCGUGGUGUAUUUGCUAAACUUAAACAGAUUGCUUCUAUUUCUGGUGGUUCCUCCAUGGGUCAAAAAGUCAACUUGGUGAAGAGCUUACUGGUUGCAUGCAAGUCUAGUGAAGCUAGAUACUUGAUAAGGUCAUUGAGUGGAAAACUUCGAAUUGGGUUAGCUGAACAAUCAGUUCUGACUGCUCUUGCUAACGCUGCAACAUUAACACCACCCGGAAAAGAAAUAUUUAAUUCUGGGAAAGGAAUGUCUCCCGAAGUACUCAAGUCAAUGUUAGAAGAAAAAGCUCUCAUCGUAAAGACAACAUAUUGCGAAUUGCCAAAUUAUGAUGUCAUAAUAGAAAAACUACUGAAGAAUGGAAUUGAUAAAUUACCAGAACAUUGUAAAAUAACACCAGGAAUACCCCUCAAGCCUAUGCUUGCUCACCCGACCAAAGGAGUGACUGAGGUAUUGAGUAGGUUUGAUAAGAGUGCAUUCACUUGCGAAUAUAAAUAUGAUGGAGAAAGAGCGCAGAUUCAUGUUUUGGAAAAUGGGAAGAUUGAAAUUUACAGCAGAAAUCAAGAAAAAAAUACAUCAAAAUACCCUGAUAUCAUUGCAAGAAUGCCACAGGUUUUAAAAGAAGGCAUCAAGUCUUGCGUAAUCGAUUCUGAAGCCGUCGCCUGGGAUAAAGUUAACAAACAGAUUCUUCCGUUUCAAGUUCUCAGCACAAGAAAAAGAAAAGAUGCAAAUUUAUCAGAGAUAACUGUUCAAGUCUGUAUUUAUGCUUUCGAUCUUCUAUAUAUUAACGGACAGUCAUUAGUUCGAGAACCAUUGAGAAAGCGCAGAGAACGUUUGUUGAAAAGCUUCAAUCAGAUAGAAGGAGAAUUUGUUUUUGCGACAUCACAAGAUUCUGUAAAUACAGAUGAAAUCGCUGAAUUUUUGGAAGAAUCAAUAAAAGGUAAUUGUGAAGGACUUAUGGUAAAAACACUCGACGAUAAAGCUACUUAUGAGAUCGCAAAAAGAUCUCAUAAUUGGCUCAAAUUGAAAAAGGAUUAUUUGGAAGGAAUGGGUGAUACACUAGACUUGGUUGUCAUUGGAGGUUAUCAUGGGAAAGGAAAAAGAACAGGAACAUAUGGUGGAUUUUUAUUAGCUUGUUAUGACAACGAAAGUGAAGAAUAUCAAACCAUAUGCAAGAUUGGCACCGGAUUUAGUGAUCAAGCUUUGUCAGACCAUACAAAUUACUUCAAAGAUCAUCUGUGUGAUAAACCAAAGCCAUAUUAUCGUUUGAAUGGUUCAGAAGCAGACCAAUGGUUUGAACCUGUGCAAGUAUGGGAAGUAAAGGCAGCCGAUCUAUCCAUAUCACCUGUAUAUGCCGCAGGAGCUGGAAUUGUUGAUCCAGAGAAAGGAAUGUCACUCAGAUUUCCAAGAUUCAUAAGGAUUCGCGAUGAUAAGAAACCAGAGGAUGCUACAACGAGUAGUCAGGUUGCUGACAUGUACAACCAACAGGAGCAAGUCAAAAACCAGCAACAAGAUGGCGGUGGGAAGAAGCAUGAUACAGAUUUUUAUUAACUUAUGAUUUGUGAAUAUUUCACAAUUUUGAAUACAUUCUGGAAAAAUAAUUUUAAAUAUGAAUUAUUGAAUACAUUCUAAAUCAGGGGCAAGUUCAUGUGGAAAAUUACUUAAAUCACUACAUCUUCAUGUUGAUCACAUCCAAAAGACAUUGUUUUUUUUUGUUGUUUGUCAUCAAUUGAGAUAUUGUAUGUUUAGAUCUGCUUGUCUGACGGCUGAAAUCUCUGAUUUUCGACGAUUUUAUAUCGAAUAUAAUGAAUUUUGAGGGCAUCCCUGUAAAUAUGUUACUAGGUUUCCCAAACCAAACAGUAAAACUAUUUAUUCGCUUGUCAAAAUAAUGAGCAUUCAGACUUUUGAAACCAGUUAUCAUCAAGUAUUUGACUUCAGAAUGACUUAUCAUUACUAUAUAAGGGGAUUUGUUAUUUAUUAACAGUUAAAUGUAUAUUUGCGUAUAUUUAGUCGGUUUUCUAAAUUGUUCUGCGAUUGUAAGCACACAUGAUGUAAUGUUUAAGGGGAGUUGUUAUUUAUUAACAGUUAAAUGUAUAUUAAGUAAGUUUUCUGGAUUGUGCUGCGAUUGUAAGACCGUGUGAUGUAAUGUUUACUUAAUCACAUUUACUGCCUCCUUGAAUAAAUAAUGUUUGUCACUGCCAUAUUCUUGGUUGCAUUUUGAAUAAAUGUUUUUAUUACAACA
Messenger RNA from Styela clava, 3646 nucleotides. Its product is annotated as DNA ligase 1-like. Gene Ontology annotation, cellular component: mitochondrion; nucleus. NCBI's taxonomy places the organism in Eukaryota, Metazoa, Chordata, Ascidiacea, Stolidobranchia, Styelidae. The record is from RefSeq and is a predicted model, not a curated record. Gene Ontology annotation, biological process: DNA biosynthetic process; lagging strand elongation; DNA repair. Gene Ontology annotation, molecular function: DNA ligase (ATP) activity; ATP binding; DNA binding.